GUUAGUCAUUGAAGGGCAUUAGUCAAUAGCGAUUUAGUUACAUCUUGUUUUGUGGUAUAGAGCUGUAAUUUAUUAUUUCAUAUACAAGAUGGAUCAUCCAAGAGAGGACGUGUUGAUUCUCUUCGAUGUUGAUGGUACAUUAACACGCCCGCGAGAGCUUAUCACGGAGGAAAUGAAGAAUUUUCUGUACCAGCAAGUGUUGCCUCGGGCCACUAUUGGAGUGGUGGGUGGUUCUGAUUUGGAAAAGAUGUGCGAACAGUUGAAUGGGCAAGAAUUUUUGCAAAAGUUCGACUAUGUUUUUCCGGAAAAUGGGCUGGUGCAGUACGAAGGUGGCAAGGAGAUGGGCAAGAUGUCUAUUAGUCAGCACCUUGGAGAGGAUAUUCUGAAGCGGUUCAUAAAUUUUUGCUUACACUAUAUCGCCGACCUGGAGCUACCCAUAAAGCGUGGCACAUUUGUUGAAUUCCGCAAUGGCAUGCUGAACAUCAGCCCAAUCGGACGCAACUGUUCUUCGGAAGAGCGCAAGCAGUUCUACGAAUAUGACCAGGCACAUCAGGUACGACAGAAGAUGAUUGACCGUGUUCGAAAGGAAUUCCACGAAGUAGAUCUAACGUACAGCAUCGGUGGACAGAUUAGCUUCGACGUGUAUCCAGUGGGAUGGGAUAAGACGUUCUGUUUGCGCCAUGUGUCCAAGCGCUCGCGCGAGUUUAAAGAAAUACACUUUUUUGGUGAUAAGACUAGCCCCGGUGGAAACGAUUACGAAAUUUUUAGUCAUCCCCAGACAAUCGGACAUAGCGUCACAUCGCCUGAGGACACAAGGAAGCAGUUGGUUGAAUUGCUAAAGCUGUAGUCAAACGAGAAAGAAGCAACAAGUGGAUUGCAAAAUGAAUUUGGUUUUCAAAACUUCGAACGGAUGUUUAUUUAACUUCCAUGGUUUCGUUUACGGUCGGCUAGGACCACAGAUAAUUGGCAUUG
Messenger RNA from Anopheles nili, 972 nucleotides. RefSeq names its product phosphomannomutase (gene Pmm2). Gene Ontology annotation, cellular component: cytosol. The record is from RefSeq and is a predicted model, not a curated record. Gene Ontology annotation, biological process: mannose metabolic process; GDP-mannose biosynthetic process; protein N-linked glycosylation. The coding region runs from base 89 to 847 and encodes 252 amino acids. NCBI's taxonomy places the organism in Eukaryota, Metazoa, Arthropoda, Insecta, Diptera, Culicidae. Gene Ontology annotation, molecular function: phosphomannomutase activity. The transcript has a single exon.